GUAGCGGUACUUCAACAGAAAAAUACAGGUCAUUUGAGAUUCACUGCGCUUCGCUCAAAAACAAACGACAGCAGGAGGCACUAAAAGCUACAAUUAACCAAUUUUUUUGUUGAUGAUCAUAUAUCGCUUUUAAAAAGUGCAAGUGUGCAUGACACUGCGAUUUUCUGCGUCCAACCUCAGCGACUGUAGGUUUACUGCUGCUGGAAAUUUAGCAACAGUUUUGUCUUUUCUCUUUAUUAUCCGCAAACGUCAUUGUUGAGUCUCAUAUGAGACACAGCAUAAACCCAGCUUCUUUAAGUAGUAGUGGUUGACGUGUGUUGUAAAAAGUGACCAAAACACAAACGAAAACAUUGAGAUAAUGUCCCGAAGCUUGGACUUCUGUGGCGAACACGAACGUCUCACGACUCAUAACCACGUUAUGUAGCUUUCUCCUGCUGUCACUCUUGCUAAUGACACCUGUUCUCUGGUUAUGAGUCUCUGUUGCAAGGUCCAGUUAGCACGGGGCGUUUUGGAUCAGGGUCAUGGCUCUGAAGCAGAUCCAGAGACUUCCGCUGCUCGGGCAGUUCGGGAUUCAACGUUGCCCUCCUGCUGGAACUUUCAGCUCCUUCACCAAGGUGCUGAGCACCAGCAGUGAAGGUCAGCGCGUUUGUGUAGCCUGCUUGUAUAGCACAGCUGGCUGCUGCACCAGAACACAAGGCUGCAGAAGGGUCCAGUCAAACUUCCGGGUCAGGAGCCUGGCCACCAACAUCAGGGAGCCGGUAUUUGUGGCCAGCACCUCUGUAGGAGAAUUCCGGACAGUUCCGCAGUUCUGUCCAACCCAGCUGCACCGACCCCCAGUAGCCGAGGAGCAGGCGUUCCAGCAUCGUCUAGGAAGCUGCUCCACAUCCAGACAGGUCUUUAAACUGCUGCGCUCAGUGGAGCUCCUGUCCGACACCAUGGCUGCAGCAGCACUUCACCGCGUAGCCGACCUGGAGCAGGAGGAAAACUCUCUGAGGGAUCCAUCAGUGUUGGAGAAGGACACAAUAAGAGCUCUGUGCUUCCAGCUGGAGCAGGACUCUGGUCAUCUGACAGAUGCUGGGGUGGUGUCAGCCCUGUUUGCCUGCACACGCCUGUUUUUGGACCCCUGGAGCAUGUUGAUGGUGCGCCUUGUGUCUGAGAGCCAGGAGAGACUGGGCCGAGGCCAGAUGAGUAUAGGGCUGCUGUGUACCUUAGGCCAGGCAAUGUUGGCCAUUGAAGGCCCUGGAUGUGUGAUGCUGAAGCAGGUGAUGGGGGAAAUUCAGAGACAGUCACCUGCCCAGUGGAGCCUUGCAGACCUUGUUGCUGUUUAUAGACUUCUGCAAAGUGGCAUUGGUCAGGAUGCUAAAUACAGGGACCUGCUGAAUGCCUUGCACACCCAUGCUGUGACGGUCACCUCUCGUAUGGAUCCAGGUGACGUCAGUGUGCUGCUUAGUGCUCUGGUCACUCUGAAUCAAAUCCAGGCCAUGCCUUUAGUGACUAGUCUGUGUAAGCAGGCUGUGCGGCAUAUAUCUUACUUCACUGACGAGGAGCUCUCUCUUGUGCUUGGGGCACUGAUGCACUUUGGUCACAGUGACCAUUAUUUUGAGAAGGCGAUGGAGAGGUAUGUUCCCACAGUGGCCUUCACCUCCCACCCAGAGACAAUAACCAAGGUGAUGGAGUUCUUCAGCUGGAGGAACAUCCUGUCCCCGACUGUGUUGGAUGCCGUCGCUGAGAGCUUUGUGUACCGAGCAGACGACUACAACACCAACCAAGUGGCAAGGCAGAUUAUGGCUUUUGGGAAGCUGGGAUACCUCCCUCCCAAUGCGGGCGAGCUUUUCCGGAAAGUUGAAAACAUCCUGCAUACACGCUUUUCACAGUUCCAGCCUCAAGCAAUCCUGAACCUUCUUCACUCCUGCAUCCUCGUGGGGAGGUAUCCUAUUAAUUUUCUCUCCAAAGUUUUCAGCAGUUACUUUCUGCAGCAACUGCAAGAGCAGGGCACAGUUUUGGAUCGAUUCAUUUUGGCACAACUGACUCAGCUCUACAUUACCGUGAAGUUGGAGUGUCCUUUUUAUGAGAGUCCUAAACUUCUUUUAAAGUACCGCAUCAAGUCUUUCCACAUGUAUGGAUCCUCUCUGGAGACGCCAGUGGAUCGACAGCUGUAUAAUGCUGUGAAAACUGGACUCAUUAAGUUGCUUGGGGCUCGCUCAUAUUUUGGAUCUAGGGUUCUGACGCCAUACUGCUACACGCUUGAUGUAGAAAUAAAACUUGAUGAAGAUGGUUAUGUGCUGCCUGCCAGUCACAUUGAUGAUGUACAUAAGAGAAUAGCUGUUUGUAUUGACGGACAAGAGAGAUUCACCACUAACAUGAGGCAGCUGCUUGGGAAAGAAGCCAUCAAGCAGCGACACCUGAGGCUCCUGGGAUAUGAAGUUGUUCAGAUUCCUUACUAUGAAUUUGAAAAACUCCAAAGCAAGUCCAGCGUGGUGGAGUAUCUGCACCAAAAGAUCUUCCCUCACACUUACAGACUGAGCUGGUGAUUAAUACAGUCUGCUGUUGUUGGCUUUUUUCCCUCAAAAGAAAUCCAUAAUUAUAUUUGCUAUAGUCAUUGCCAAAUCAGUGUAUUUAUUUAAGAUCUUCCACACAGUUGAGUUGACAGCAAAGUUACUUGUACAUUGUGAAUAAAAAUGUUUUGUACA
Messenger RNA from Betta splendens (Siamese fighting fish), 2690 nucleotides. RefSeq names its product FAST kinase domains 3 (gene fastkd3). Lineage: Eukaryota; Metazoa; Chordata; Actinopteri; Anabantiformes; Osphronemidae. The record is from RefSeq and is a predicted model, not a curated record. The transcript has 7 exons. Gene Ontology annotation, molecular function: RNA binding. Gene Ontology annotation, biological process: mitochondrial RNA processing; regulation of mitochondrial mRNA stability. Bases 522 to 2531 code for a protein of 669 amino acids. Gene Ontology annotation, cellular component: ribonucleoprotein granule; mitochondrial matrix.